Messenger RNA from Ostrea edulis (European flat oyster), 7044 nucleotides. RefSeq lists its product as uncharacterized. NCBI's taxonomy places the organism in Eukaryota, Metazoa, Mollusca, Bivalvia, Ostreida, Ostreidae. Bases 3007 to 7044 code for a protein of 1345 amino acids. The record is from RefSeq and is a predicted model, not a curated record. Gene Ontology annotation, molecular function: nucleic acid binding. Gene Ontology annotation, biological process: DNA integration. The transcript has 2 exons.
CUCUGCUGGAAUUAACUCUCCUGGAAAUUUUUCAUGUGACCUUCAGAGCUCCAGAGUCUGUUUUAUCCGAGUACAAUUAAUACCAAUUAAUUACCUUUAAUAUACUAUUUUAAUAUCUUUUCACGCGUUCUCGUCUGCAUAUGCAUGAUAUACAUAAGUGUUGUAACACGUCAAAUUUUCAUAUUUCUUCAUAUAAAAUUACAUUUAUAAAAACAAAAAUCUGUUGAACGCCAUUUUCAUUCGAUUUUUGUGAAAAUUCUUAUUGUGAAAUUCAGAAAUAUAUCUAAUUUCACUGUUUAAUGUUGAAAUAUUUUUAUUACUAAGGCUAUGCCAAUUUAAUAUCUGAAAAUUCAAUUUUUUAACCAAUGAUCCUAGGCACCUGAUCCCACCUCUGGUGUGUCCAGGGGUCCGUGUUUGCCCAACUAUCUAUUUUGUAUUGCUUAUGGGAGUUAUGAGAUUGAUCACUGUUCGUUAUCUUAGCCUUGCAUGUAUAUCUGGAUCAAAGAAAGCAAAAAGAAUAGCCAUGUUAAUAAAGUAUCAAUCAUAGAAAAGAUAAAGUGGACAAACCGAUCAUGCUAUUACAUUCAUUUGAUUUAUGUUAUUUUCGAUGUGUACAAAUACUUUUUCUUCAUUUUGCCUAGGGAUUAACCAUGUAACUUGCGGAAAGGGACUAUGUUUUUUGUUUUAAUUUUGUUGCUGACGAAAAAAAAAAAUGCAGAAAAAAUAGAAAAAAAAAUAUCUGUGUAACAAUCACCAUAUGCUUUAAAUUUCCCGCGGUUGGGAAUCGUUCCCAUGAUUCAUUGCAAAUCAGUUCAGCCAGUCUGAACCUUGGCAGCUGGGUCAUUACCGGACGAGCAUUCUAGCAGAGUAGAGGUGGCCAGGAGACUAGUCCCACAUAUAACUAGUCUGAAAUAUACAUUGGCAGUUACUAUGUUUUAAAACACUUGACAAUGGCACGGAGAAAGGUCUGUGGUGAGUACAGUUGUAUUUUGUGAUUCUGUAGUAUAAUUUCUUUUUCAAGUUAAAUUCAUUGUUGAACGCAAUUCGUUCCAAUUCAUGCACUUGGCCAACUCUCGCUGUAGCAGCCAAUUUCUACAUUUAAAUUUUUGCGCCAAUUUGUACACGUUAUCCGCGUGAUACGUCAUAGUUUUUAGGGCACAUAUAUUUUUUGUGUAUGCACGAGCUCGCUGCGAAGAAUGUGAGUAUUAUGUUCCUGUUUCACUGGACAUUGUACUGAACUGCCGUUUCUUAGAGAAACUACUUAUUCGUAUAUCGUAUGAAGUUGAGGAAGUCACAUGAUGCCAAUCAUUGACUUAAGAAUAAAUUUUCCAGGCAUACGCAUAGACGAUUUGUUUCUAUUUAUUAUGGACGGUGGCCAAUACAUCAUAGACGAAUAAGUAUACAGGAACAAUCAUGAGUGAUGGUGAAGAACACCCAGUUAUAGAACGACAACGAAAGAGAGUUAUGACAGAAAAGGGAUUGGCAUAUCAUCUCGAACAUCGAUGCAAGUUCAGGCAGAGAGCUGAUAAGGAGCUUUCCAACUUAAGUAAGAAUAUAGAUCAGUUGCUGUUACACAAUCCUGAAAAAAAUGUUGUGAGAAGUGAAUAUACAAAGUGGUUGCAAGUUUAUGAAGAACUUCUUCUUUCACAUGAGGAAUAUCAGAAACUUUUGUCCCCAUCAACUGAAAAAAUCAGUGACAAUGAAGAAUUUCAACAAAAGAAUAAAAAAACACAUCGCAGUGAAGGAAUCUGUGGAAGAGUGGAUUUUAAAGCACACAACACCUGUUGACAAGAGAUCCAUACGUUCAAAAACAACUUCAAGGACCUCCUCAAGUCAUGUCUCCAGAGAAAAGCUAAAGGAGCAUCAACGCAAAGCUGAACUGGUAGCCAGAGCAGCAGCAUUAUCAUUAAAAAAGGAAAUUGAACAAGCAAAACUCCAUUUGAAGCUAAAGGAGGAAGAACUUGAAAUUAAAACAGAAAUUAGAUAAGUGACGCUAAAGCUAAAAUUUUAGAAGAACUGGAACAAAGUGAAAUAAAUGACCAAGAAUUAGAUGAACCUCUCCUAAACAAGGAUGAACAUUUUCACAGUGAGAUAUCUGAAAGAAAGGAAAUUGUGACACUUAACCCGUACGCUCCUUCGUGGGAAGACCAAAGGAACUAUUUUCAGUCAUGUGCAACAUCCAAUGUUGACACUCGUCAAAUGCCACAAAGUACACCAUAUGUACCCCAACUUACCAGUGCUUUUCAUAGAAGAUCUCAGGAUCAGUCAUACAGAACAAGGAAUAUGGCAGGAGAUAAUUAUAGUGCAUAUAUUCCUACUCCACCUCGCAUGGAUGAAAAUACUAUAUACAGCAUUUCUCCAAAUCAGCAACCGUGUUCCACACUUCCACUACCAGUUCCAAACUAUGGUAAUCAUGAGAUUCUUACAGUAGCACGUGAACUGAACAAACCAAAGGCAGAAAUACAAAAAUUUGAUGGAAAUCCUAUGGAAUAUCACAGGUUUCUACGACAAUUCAACACAAGAAUUUGUGCAAAUACUGAUUCUUACGAGGAGCGACUGAACGUUUUGUUACAAUUCACCAUAGGCGAAGCACACAAAAUCGCGUUAGGAUUUUCUCACAUGAAUGCAGAAAAUGGCUACAAUGCAGCACUAGAGGAAUACAAGGACAGAUAUGGAGACCCUGAUAUUAUAGCCCAAGCUUAUGUGAAAAAGGCAUUGGAUUAGCCUAUUAUAAAACCAGACGGUGCAAAGGCAUUAGACACGUACGGAAUUUUCCUCAAAGAGUGUCAGUUCGCAAUCCAAAAUGUGGAAGCUGUCAGAAUAUUAGAAUAUUCAGAAAACUUGAAACAGUUAGUGAAAAAGUUGCCUUAUUACUUACAUGAAAAAUGGAGAAAUAUAGUGUACGAACUGAAUCAAAGAAAAGAAAUCGUAAAGUUCCAUCAUCUUGUCAACUUUGUUCACAAAGAAGCAAAGAAAGCCACAGACCCAAUUUACGGAAGAGAAGUCAUGAGCACUUCAAAGGCAGUCGUUAAAAAUUCACAGGAUAACCAAACUGGGAAAAUAACAAAGUUUUCUACUACACACAAAAACUUUGCAAUUACAACAAAGAAACCAUCUAAGGAUUCAGAAGUAUGCGAUAUCGAAAACACUACACAAAACAUGUCAAGGACAGGAAUCGCAUUUACAAAGCCGUGUACAUUUUGUCAAGAAACUCAUACCAUGGAUAUGUGUAAAAAAAAAUACAUAACCUUGUCCCUGAAGGACAGAUAUACAUUCUUGAAGUCAAAAGGACUGUGUUUCGGUUGCUUGAGAUCUGGUCACUUAAAGAGUAAUUGUCAACGGAAGUUGUCUUGUGUACAUUGUAAGAAACUUCACCCUAGCGUUCUUCAUGUUGACCCUCAGAAGAAAAAUGAAGGUUACGGAAUACCAAGUCAUUUGAACAGUGGCAAUGGAGCAACAGCAUUGUCAGUGGCUGCUCAUAUGGAGGCUGGAGACUCCGUAAAGCAAGCACUCCCCAUUGUACCUGUUAGACUAAAAUCUAAAUGUAGUGAUAAAUAUCUGACAACUUACGCUUUCCUAGAUUCUGGUAGCAAUGCUACAUUUUGUUUAGAGUCACUUACCGACUUGUUGAACGUGGAAGGAAAGAGAACCAAAUUGAAUUUAGUUACUAUGGGACAGGAAAAAGUUCACGACAGUUACGUUAUUUGUGGUUUGGAAGUGAGCGACCUAAAUGGUGACAAUACCAUUGAGCUACCACCUGUUUUUACACAAUCUACAUUACCAGUGUCCAAGAAGGAUGUGAUUUCCCUGGAAGAUGUGAAAAGGUGGCCACACUUACAUGGUGUUGAAUUGAAUGUGAUCGAUUGUGACAUUGGACUUCUGAUCGGAGUAAAUGUGCCAAAAGCAUUGGAGCCUUGGGAAAUUAUUCCCAGUGCUAGUAAUGGACCCUUUGCAGUGAAAACGUUACUAGGUUGGGUUAUCAACGGACCACUUGAAGUGAUUACGAAUAAUGACAACUACAGUACAUCGGUGUCUGUCGAUCGCAUUGAUGUAAGGAAACUGGAAGAACAGAUCCGUGACCAAUUCAACUAUGAUUUCAGUGAGAGAACUAUUGAUGACGUUUAUGAACCAUCCAAAAAUGACAGAAAAUUCUUAGAACGUGUAUCUAAUUCAAUUCGUUAUGAGAAUGGUCACCAUACGAUUGGACUUCCUUUUAAGUAUGACAAUGUGAGCUUACCAAACAACAGGAAGCAAGCCGUCCAAAGAUUGUCGUUUAUUGCCAAACGAUUCAACCGUGACAAAAACUUUCACAAAGAGUAUUGUGAUUUCAUGGACAAGAUCAUAAGUGAAGGAUACGCCGUCAAGGUACCAGCUGAAGAACUCGGUCUAGAUGACGGAAGAGUGUGGUAUUUACCACACCAUGGAGUUUAUCACCCAAAGAAAAGGAAGUUGAGAGUGGUGUUCGAUUGUGCAGCUAGAUAUCAAGGCACUUCAUUAAAUGACCAACUUCUACCAGGACCAAAUCUGACUAAUACACUUGUUGGUACACUAUUGAGAUUCAGGCAAGAAGAGAUCGCAGUGAUGGGAGAUAUUGACAGCAUGUUCCAUCAAGUACAUUUACCUCGUCAAGAUGCCAGUUUUCACAGAUUUUUGUGGUGGAUGGAUGGAGAUACCAGUAAGCAAACCAAUGAGUAUCAGAUGGUCGUGCAUUUUUUUGGUGCAUCUUCAUCACCCAGUUGCGCCAACUAUGCUCUAAGGAAAACUGCCAAAGAUUCUGAAGGACUUUUCGAUACCGAGGUUAUCGAUACCGUGAUAAGGAACUUUUAUGUAGACGACUGUCUCAAGUCAGUUAAAACUGUUGACGAUGCUGUCAGUUUAGUAAAGGAUUUGCAAAAAUUGCUAAUGAAAGGAGGAUUUCACAUAGCAAAGUGGAUUAGCAACAAUAGAGACGUCAUGAUGUCCAUUCCAGUUUCAGAAAGAGCAAAAGAAGUGAAGGAUUUAGACUUAGAUCAUGAUACCCUUCCAAUGGAGAGAGCUCUAGGAGUACAGUGGUGCGUGGAAUCGGAUGCAUUUUGCUUCAAAAUUGAAGUAAAGGAACAACCGCUUACUAGGAAAGGAAUAUUAUCGAUGAUAAGCAGUGUAUUUGAUCCUUUGGGAUUUUUGGCACCAUUCGUAUUGAGGGCAAAGAAAAUACUCCAAAAUUUCUCCAAACUUCAACUUGGAUGGGAUGAUGAAAUUCCUGAGAACCUUGCAAUACAGUGGAACAAUUGGUUCAGUGAUUUGCAAAAAUUAUCUAAUUUCACGAUAGAAAGGUGUAUAAAACCCGUUGGAUUCGGAACGUUGUGUUCUGUUCAGUUACAUCAUUUCGCGGAUGCAAGUGAAAUUGGAUAUGGGACUGUUUCAUACCUGCGUUUAGAAAACACAAACAAAGAAAUCCAUUGCUCUUUUAUUAUGGGCAGGUCUCGUGUGACUCCAUUAAAGCAAACUACCAUUCCAAGGCUAGAACUGACAGCAGCAACAGUUGCUGUGCGCACAGACAAAAUGUUGAAAGCAGAAUUAGACAUUCCUAUAGACGAAAGUAUGUUCUGGACAGAUAGCACGACCGUGUUGCGUUAUAUAGGAAAUGAGACGUCUAGAUUUCAAACAUUCGUAGCAAAUAGACUCACUGUGAUUCAUGAGGGAUCAAGACCAUGUGAAUGGCACUACAUUAAUACCAAACUCAACCCAGCAGAUUAUGCAUCAAGAGGACUCUCUGCAGAUGAGAUCAUACAGCAUGACUACUGGAUCAAGGCUCCUUACUUUUUAUGGGCUCCAGCUGAACAAUGGCCAAAAACACCACCAGGAAUACUAGAAGGAACGACGGAUGUUGAUCCAGAAGUUAAGGCAUGUGUCAGAGCUGCAGUAGCCAAUAUACAAAAACCAAGUGAUGUCAUGGAGAGUGUUAACAAACUCCUCAAUUAUCAUUCGUCUUGGUACACCCUAAGGAAGAGUGUCGCAUGGAUUCUGAAGAUACGCAAAGAACUGUUACGUCGUAUCCAACAAAGGAUUUACAAGAGUGGUGAUGAUGAAUCAUCUGACGUCAAAGUCCCUUCUACACAUUACAACAUGGGACAUAUUUCAUUUCAAGACUUGACAGAAGCGGAAACUGCUAUUUUGUCUUAUGUUCAACAUCAAACAUUUGCUGAUGAACUACAUACACUUGCGGAUAAACAUUCAUAUGUGAAACGAAGCAGUUGUAUACGAAAACUUGACUCGGUUUUGGAUAAAAACGAUGGACUUUUGCAUGUCGGUGGACGACUCCACAGAGCCAGUAUGCCAGCAGAAAGUAAACAUCCGAUAAUACUGCCAAGUAAUCAUCAUGUUUCAUCUUUGAUUCUUAGACAGAUUCAUCACGACCUGAAACACAGUGGCAGAAAUCAUACGUUAGCAGCUCUAAGAGAGAGGUAUUGGCUUAUUCAUGCACCUUCAGCCAUUCGGAAGCUUAUAUCUAAGUGCACUGUAUGUCGUCAUCUAGGCUCAAAGGUAGGAGAACAGAAGAUGGCUAGUUUACCAGAAGAUCGUUUGAUUCCCAAUGAACCUCCAGUUACAAGAGUUGGUGUAGAUUACUUUGGACCAUUAGAAGUAAAGCAAAAGCGAAGUCAUGUCAAGCGCUAUGGAGUUAUAUUUACAUGUUUAGCUUGUCGUGCUGUGCACAUUGAAGUUGCAGCAUCAUUGACCACUGAUUCGUACAUUAAUGCAAUGCGUCGUUUUAUUGCACGCCGAGGUCAAGUCAUCAAAAUACGAUCAGAUAAUGGGACCAACUUUGUGCGAGCUGAGCGUGAGCUUGCAAGAGCUAUCAAUGACUGGAACCUAUCUCAGAUACAGGAUUCUAUGCUUCAAAGAAAUAUUGACUGGCAGUUUAAUCCACCCGCUGGAUCUCGUCAUGGUGGUGUGUGGGAACGAGUCAUCAGAUCUAUUAGAAAAGUGAUGAAUAGUGUCCUGAGAAGCAAGUUUUGGAUGACGAAGGGCUUCAUACUCUCAUGUGUGAGAUUGAAUCAAUUCUAA